Suillus clintonianus is the source of this 1244-nucleotide messenger RNA. Its product is annotated as Rtf2 RING-finger-domain-containing protein. The transcript is spliced from 6 exons. NCBI's taxonomy places the organism in Eukaryota, Fungi, Basidiomycota, Agaricomycetes, Boletales, Suillaceae. Gene Ontology annotation, biological process: site-specific DNA replication termination at RTS1 barrier; mitotic DNA replication termination. The record is from RefSeq and is a predicted model, not a curated record. Gene Ontology annotation, cellular component: nucleus. Bases 28 to 936 code for a protein of 302 amino acids.
AUCACACCUUGAUCUGCUACAACCAUCAUGGGGAAUGAUGGAGGCAGCAUUCCAGACAGACGCGACCUCGUAAAGAACAAAAAGAAGGCAGAACAAGCAGACAAGGCGAAUCAGACUCGUGCUGUAUGGUUUUUCUGUGCUCUUUCAAAGCGUCCCUUGCAAGAACCUAUUGUGUCUUGUGCUCUGGGAAAAUUGUAUAACAAGGACGCCAUAAUCGAACAUCUACUCGAUAAGACUGCCUAUGGAGAUGCGGAGAAGAUAUGUGGGCACAUACGUUCGUUGAAGGACAUCAAAGUCCUCAAACUAACUCUAAGAUCUCCACCCCCUCCGCCCGACUCAUCUGCUGACGUCGCCAAGUUUGUGUGCCCGCUCACGUUCAAGGAGAUGAACGGCGGACAACCCUUCGUUUACAUCUCGACUUGUGGGUGUGUCUUCUCUCAGUCUGGUCUGCGUACCGUCCUCGGUUCAUCACCUCCGAACGGAAACGUGGCGGCUGAAGAAAGUCCAGCCAACAAGGACGAACAGCUAGAAGUCUGUCCACAAUGCGCCACCAAAUUCUCCAAGUCGUCUGACAUUUUUGUGAUAAAUCCACCCUUGGAAGAGGAGGAACGCAUGUACGCUGCGAUGGAGCUUCGUCGCUCAAAAGAGCCUGUGAAGAAGUCCAAGAAGCGCAAGGCUGGUGCAGAUGCUGUCGCUGACGAGGUCGCUACCAAGAAGAAGAAAGAAUCUCCAGAAGGCCACUCACCUUCUCCGGCACCGGGUCUGAACCCGAAGAUAUCUGCAGCUUCGCGAUCUCUUGCUCAGAGUCUUGCUGUGGAAGAGGCGAAGAGAAAAGCUGGCAUGAGCGAUGCAGUUAAGUCGCUAUAUCGGGACAAGAACGACGCUCCUAGGAAGGAAACAUUUAUGACUAUGGGUACUUUUACGAGAUAUGCGUAAAUAUCAACUUUUACCGGGUGUGGCUCCUAGACGUAGCGUAUGGGGUGAUCGCCCACGUUUGCCACCUCCAGUGUCCACCGUGAUGGUUAUUAAAUGGAAGCACGUGUCUUGUCAUAUGAUGUCCCACAUGUAAAGGCAAGACUUGUUCACUAACCAAGGUCCAACUCGCUGCUAAUCAUCAUGGUGAAUUCAAGAGUUUCAAGCAUCGUAGCCAUGGUUAAAUAUUGCGGAUAUCUCGUGCGAGACGACUGGUUGUUUCAGCGAGCCGUUGAUAUUGGACAUCCGCCCCCCGUGACCACAGGAGACAG